AUGGACAAGGAGAAAGAAGUCGAUGGUGCCGAUCAGACUAACCAAGAUCAUAUGAAGGAACCUGAAAGCUCCUUCUCCUCAUCUGAGCAGCCUGUAGAGAAAAACUUCUUCACCGAUGAUGAGGGACGGCUUGUGUUUGUGAACCGAAUAGUCCGAUGCCCCUGUAUCUCUCUUUUUCUAGCCAUCAUCCUCGCCCUAGGUGUUUCUAUCAUCGCCCUUGCGGUUGCCUUUGGAGGUUCGAACAAGAAUCCCUUCACCGACGAUCAGGCCCAGUUCGCGUUGAACGACAUCAGAUCGAUCAAGUACGAUACUCUGCGACUCGCGUCAGAGGCGGUGUCGGCAGACAGGAACAAAGUGGUUGUUGCAAAGACGCCUCUCAAGACACAAUCAACAUCAGUCGGAAUCUUCUACUGGAUUUAUGAAGCCAAGACAAGCCAGGGAAUCUUUACCAAGGACGCGCUGAUGGAUAUCUACAAUGCAGAGACAGAGAUCAUGAACGACAAUCUCUACAAGAACUACUGCCUUAGAGAAUACGACAACACCACCGUGUACGAAGAGACCGAGUGCGCCCGUCCCCUGUCGGCUACCGUGAUCUUCUUUGCGGAGAAGUGGGACUCGGUUCUCGUCAAGAAUGUGACUGCGCGCCUGAAGGAUUCGCGACUGGCUGAGCUGUACAAGAGGAUAGCUCCUUGCCUUGAGUUUGGGAUCAACUGCGCAAUAGUGCUGAAAGAUGUCUCAUCCACGGACGAAGCCGAAGUCAGGAAGCUGUCCAAUGACCUGACAAGCAUCAUGCGGUGGUGGAACGGGAAGAACAAGCAAGUUGUUGGAGAUCCAAAGGAGAUCGCUGAGUUCUGCGCUCUUAUCCGACAGUUCCCCACAAGAUCUCCAUUUGUCGAUUUCUACUUCGAUGCAAACUUCACUCUAGCAAACCCAACCAGCAUGUACUCGCGCUCCCUCUACCGCUUUGGAGGACCUCUCAAGGGCUACAAGUUGGUGGACGGUAAGGAGGGAGACGAGCAAGACAGUGAGCUGAAGAAGUGGAUCAUCGACAAUCAUCUCAAGUCGAUCGACAAGGCGACUAGCUCGGGCUACAGCAAAUUUGUGAAUGUCUUCUACUUUAUGUCAGCUCUGAUCUUCGAUGUCUUGAUCCGGAUCAUCCUCUAUGAUGCCAUGAACGCGAUCAUCAGCAUUCUCCUCGUCUUCUUCUACAUCUGGUACAUGGUGGGUUCAGGCUUUCUCGCGGUCAUCGGCAUGGUGGAGAUUCUCCUCAGUCUCCCGACCGCCUGGUUCUUCGUGAGAUGCAUCUUCCAGAUCAAAUACUUCGGAGGGUUGAACAUGCUCUGCAUCUUCAUCGUGUGUGCGAUCGGGGCCGAUGACAUCUUCGUCUUCAUGGACGCAUACAACCAGUCCAAGGUGAAGGGGCGACAUGUCAACAAGGACAUGGCCACGAGGAUGAGCUGGGUGUACAGGAAGUCCGGUCUCGCCAUGCUCAUCACGUCUGCCACCACUUGUGCUGCCUUCCUCUGCUGCCUCUCCUCCCCCAUCGCAGGCACUCAGAGCUUCGGCAUUUUCGCUGCUUUUGUUAUCCUGGCUGACUAUCUCUAUGUUAUGAGCAUUUUUUGCACAGCUGUCGUCGUCUAUCAUGAUUACUUCGAGAAGCCGCCCUUGUGCCAGUUGCCGGGAUGCUGCGGAUGUUGCGUCAAGGAUUGCUCGAGGAUCGAGACGAGCUCGACUGUGCUUGCUCGGCAGAACAGCCACGAGGACGGAAGGGAGUCGGAAGCCGAGGACAAGAUCACAGUCUUCUUCUCCACCACCUUCGCCAACCUCAUCCUGGACUACAGGUCAAGGAUCGCCAUCGCUCUUGUCCUGAUCGGCUGGCUGAUCCCAGCGGUGAUCUACACGACCAAGUUGACCCCCACGACCAAGACGGAGCAGUUCCUGAAGGACAGCCAUCCCCUGCAGAAGUCCAUCACCAUCCUAAACGAGAAGUUUCCUACCUCUACGCAAGACCGCGGGUUGGACGUGUUCUACGCGUGGGGGCUGGAAGACAUCAGCAGGAGUGGAGUGAACCAGCUGCUCGACGACAAGUUCCUGGGAGAAGCGAAGUUCGCUCCCUCGUGGACGUUCACCCCCGCAUGCCAGCAGAAGAUCUUCGAGGUCUGCCAGCGUGUCUUGCAGUCACAGGACCUGAGCGACCUGAUCAAGCUCAAGGACGAUGGCACCCCGUCUCACCGCUGCUUCCUCUAUGAGUGGAAGGAUGUGAUAGACAAGGAGGGCUGGAAGAACUCGCAGGGAUGGGUGGACACAAAUCAGGUGGACGAGAAGAUGCAGAAGUUCCUGGCGAUGCCUACGAAGAAGUCGAAGAGCAACCAGCUAGUGCUGGACUACUACAACGAGCUGGGAGCUGAUCAGCUCGGGUUCGACGGGAAGAAGCUCAAGUAUGUGGCCAUCUCCGUGGAAGCGAAGCACCUGGACCGAUGGAACAACCCGUCUGAAGCCUAUACGCGCAAAUACUACGACUGGUUCAACAAUCUCGGGGACGAGUUCAACAAGAUAGCUGAGGCUGAGUGCGGGAAGGUGACAAUGACGGACAUGGACCAGAAGUUCAUCUUCAUGAACAACCAGAUGAUCUACCGCACGUCAGCCAUCCAAGGAGCAGGCAUCGGAGUUGUCAUAGCCUUCGGCGUGCUGGUCCUAGCUACCCGAUCUCUCCUCAUCUCCGUGCUGUCCUGCUUGUCGAUCCUCGCGACUAUCGUCUCCGUGAUCGGCCUGACAACAAUGAUGGGAUGGCAGCUCGGAACGAUUCAGGCGAUUCUCUUCUCUAUCCUGGCAGGCUUCAGUGUGGACUACGUCGUGCACUUGGCGCAUUCCUAUGCCACCUGCAGCGGGACAAGAGAGGAGCGCAUUCGAAAGGCCUUCGCAGAGAUGGGUUCUCCUGUGCUGAGCGGCAUGCUCACGUCAGUCCUGGCCUCCAUCCCCCUCUUCCUCUGCCAAGUCGUCUUCUUCUCAGUCUUCGGCACCUUCCUGUGCUUCACCAUCCUCUUCUCCUGGAUUUUCGCCAACUUUGGGUUCAUGAGCAUCAUGGCGACCAUCGGGCCGCAGACUACGGACAAGAAGGAAGAAUCGACGACAGACUUGGACAGAGGAUCCAACUAUCCGGUCACCACUAGUGCUUGA
Guillardia theta CCMP2712 is the source of this 3177-nucleotide messenger RNA. RefSeq lists its product as hypothetical. Bases 1 to 3177 code for a protein of 1058 amino acids. Gene Ontology annotation, cellular component: membrane. The transcript is spliced from 8 exons. NCBI's taxonomy places the organism in Eukaryota, Cryptophyceae, Pyrenomonadales, Geminigeraceae. The record is from RefSeq and is a predicted model, not a curated record.